Symbiodinium sp. CCMP2592 is the source of this 732-nucleotide messenger RNA. NCBI's taxonomy places the organism in Eukaryota, Dinophyceae, Suessiales, Symbiodiniaceae. The record is from the annotation of a GenBank genome assembly.
AUGUCAUCGUGGGACGUGGCGAUGGAAGAGGAGAUUCAGCUGUCCCAGGAAACGAGCGCACAAAUUUCUGAAGCCGACAAGAGACGCACUGAGAGCACAGAUGCAGGUGUUGCAAGUGAAGAAGGGGGAGCGCGGGGGUGCACAGUGCCUCGCACGUGGUGGGCUGGGCUUUUGAAGGCGGCUGGCAACGGGUGUGGGCUGCCUGAUAUUCAGCCGCCAGCCAGGUCGCUGAACAUAGUGUCAGGCUGCACUGGUUGCUCAGCUGAAAGCUUCGUCUUGCAGGCCUUCGGCUAUGACUUCCAGCUCCACAGCAUCUCAGAGCGAAGCAAUGCUUACCGCGAUUUCCUUCUCGAGAACCAUGGUGACAGAUUGCUUCAUGUUUUCGGUGAUGUUAAGUCACAGUUGGAAGCAAGCGAUGCAAGGCCGUGCCUCACUUGUGCGGCAAAGAACAUCGUGUGCAAUGAAAGUGAAUUUGCUGGAGAGGUGCACUUGAUGGUAGCCGGAUCGCCGUGCGAUCCGUACAGUGUUAUGCGCCAGAAGCGUUUCCAUGAAGAUAGUGUGAUGCGACAUCGGGAUUACUCAACAAUGUUUUCCAGUGUUCUCCGUAUGAUUGCUAAAUACCUGCCCUUCAUCACCAUACUGGAACAACUGCUCGGGUUUGACCAGAAGUUCGAUGCGGCUUCGCCCGAGACGCCCUACCAGAGGCCUGCUGCUACAGCUGAUACUCUGUAA